This is a messenger RNA of Peronospora belbahrii, 507 nucleotides long. NCBI's taxonomy places the organism in Eukaryota, Oomycota, Peronosporomycetes, Peronosporales, Peronosporaceae. The record is from the annotation of a GenBank genome assembly.
AUGCGGACUACAUCUACACCAAGCUUACGCAUAAGCGUGUAUGGAAUGAGCCACUACGAGGACGAUAUUUACUUUGAAACGGUGAUGGUUGAGAUGGGUGAUGCUGACGGUAUGGUGUCGGGUGCCUGCCACACCACUGCGAAUACUAUCCGCCCUGCGCUGCAGCUUAUCAAAACGAUGCCGAACCGUCCCAUUGUAUCAAGCAUCUUGUUCAUGUGUCUUGAAGAUGGCGUGCGAAUCUACGGCGAUUGCGCCGUCAACACGGACCCGAACGCACAGGACCUUGCACAGAUUGCCGUGACGAGCGCUGAAAGCGCAGAUGCAUUUGGUCUGAUUCCAAAGGUGGCACUGCUGUCGUACGCGACAGGUGACUCGAACUCUGGCCCAGACAAGGUACGUAAGGCGACAGAAGUUGCCAAGUCCAGACCUGGACAUCUACGGUCCAAUUCAGUACGAUGCUGCUGUGGACGAGUCAAUUGCAAAGACGAAGCUGAAGGCGAUUCUUAG